This is a messenger RNA of Penicillium longicatenatum, 945 nucleotides long. RefSeq names its product alpha/beta fold hydrolase. Gene Ontology annotation, molecular function: catalytic activity. The record is from RefSeq and is a predicted model, not a curated record. The transcript has a single exon. NCBI's taxonomy places the organism in Eukaryota, Fungi, Ascomycota, Eurotiomycetes, Eurotiales, Aspergillaceae. Bases 1 to 945 code for a protein of 314 amino acids.
AUGAGUGAGACCUUGGCUGAUCCUUUUCUCAACAAGUGGAGCAAGCGAAAUGCCUGGAUCAAGAAUUCCACUGAUAAUGAUCAAUUGAUUCGCAUCAGCUACAUCGAGUGCGCACCGCCAACAACCAGUGCUCCAAAAGGGAAUAUACUUUUAAUCCAUGGAUUUCCACAAUCUUCGUACCAAUUCCGGCAUGUGAUAAAACCCCUCUCCGAAAAGGGAUAUCGAAUAAUAGCCCCCGACUAUCGCGGGGCUGGUCAAUCGUCGCAUCCCACCCAAGAUUUUAGAAAAUCGACAAUGGCACGCGAUCUUUUCUCCCUUGUUCAUGACCAUCUCGGCAUUACGCAGGCAAUCCAUGUGGUCGGGCAUGACAUCGGGGGUAUGAUUGCGCAUGCAUAUGCCACGCUAUAUCCCGAUCAUGUUGCGAGCGUCAUUUGGGGCGAAUGCCCGCUGCCUGGAACUUCUAUUUACGAUAAGAACAAAAUCAUGCCUGAGCAGUUCCACUUUGUGUUCCACAGUGUGCCCGAUGAUUUGGCACUUUCCUUGGUGACUGGAAGAGAGAAGAUAUACCUGGAUCAUUUCUUUUCUAAACUGAGUUUCAACGCCCAAGCAAUAUCUCCUCUUGACUUGAACUUCUACACUCUACAAUACUCGCAGCCGGGAGCACUACGGUGCUCCUUGGAGGUAUACCGGGCAUUUGAAGAAGAUGCUCGAGAGAAUCGGGAAAGCUUGCGCCUCAAAGGGAAAUGUACACGACCUGUGCUCAUUCUCAGCGGCUCACAGAGCCGGCAUGUGCACGAGGCCAGAGAAAUGGUGAAUGAAGUAUAUGCUGGAGAAAUUCAGAUUGUAGAGAUUGAAGAAUCCGGUCAUUAUAUCGCGGAAGAGAACCCAGACGGCUUUGUGCAGGCGGUAUUGGCCUUCAUUUGUUCUCAUGCGACUGUGAAGUGA